AUGACAGACUUUUGGCUGAUUUCUGUCCCUUUGGACAAGACCAGUUUGACCAGUGUGGAGAAACUGAAGCGCAACAUUGCCAAAACCAACCUGGCCUCCUGCUGCAGGUUCUCCAUUCCAGAACUCAAGGUCGGAAUACUGGACAGUCUGCUCAGCGUGUCAGAUGACCUCUCCAGGCUCGACAUACUGACUGAAAGCGUGAUAAAAAAAACACAUCAGUGUAUGAGGGAGGUGAUGGAGCAGUCUGAUGACAAAGUGCUGGAAAACGCCUUAGCCAAUGGAGUGGACCUGAUUAGCUACAUGACUAGGUUUCAGUGGGACAAAGCCAAGUACCCCACAGCUCUGCCUCUCUCCAGCCUGGCAGACAUCAUCAACAAGGAAGUUUCCCAGGUGGAGACGGAAUUAAAAUCCCGGGCUGCAGCGUACAGCAGCGUGAAAACAAGUCUUCAAAGCAUGGAGCAUAAACUACAUGGGAGUUUGCAAACUUGCAGUCUGAAUGACAUAGUGAGGAACGAAGACCUGGUGACCUCAGAGUACCUCACUACUCUGAUGGUAGUGGUGACCAGAGGGAGCUACUUGCAGUGGGAGAGGACAUAUGAAUCUUUUUCACAGUUCGUGGUUCCACGGUCCAGCAGGAAGCUGUACGAGGAUGGACAGGGAGGCAUUUUCUCCGUUACACUCUUCAAAAGAGCUGUAUGUGAAUUCAAAGCCAAAGCCCAGGGGAGCAAGUUCAUUGUGCGCGAGUACAGCUUUGAUCUGGAGGCAAAGCAAGAGCAGGAGAGGAAGCAGCGCAGUGUUCACAAGAAGGAACAAUAUGGAAUCUUUGUGCGUUGGCUGAAGGUGAAUUUCAGCCAGGUGUUUAUUGCCUGGAUUCACUUGAAAGCACUGCGAAUGUUUGCCGAGUCAGUCCUCAGGUAUGGAUUACCGGUGAACUAUCAGGCUCUUCUGCUGCACACUGACAAGAAGCGUUCAAAGAAACUCAGAGAGGAACUCGCCUCGCUGUUCAAACAUCUGGACCCCACUGCCACUAACAGCAAGACUGAUGUGAGCUUUGACAUCCCAGGACUCUGUCAGCCUGAGUACCUCUCCUACAUCUGCUUCUAUAUCAACACCAACCUGCUGGAGCUCAGCUAGCAUUAAUCAAAAAGAGGAGCCACACAAAGACCAAGCAAUGAGGGUCCUGUCGCUCGAGUGGACCAAUGAGAGCUUGGAAGACAAAGACCCUCAACUGUAAACUAAAACAGAUCUAGUGAUCCACGAGAUUACCUUUCUUUGGCUGCAGAAAUAACAGUCCAGCUAUCCACAGGUGUAAAUACUCUUUUCAACACAUUAUCAGCUGCACAGGGACAUUACUUUUUGUGCACAUGGAACUGCGGAACCAUUUAAAUGUGCAAUGACACUCAUUGCUAUUGUAAAUGUUGAUGUACAGCUUUAAGCAUUUGAAGUCAGCAUAUCUUCCUGGUAACCUCAAAAAGCCAUGACGUGGUCAAGUGUUUUUUUCAUGCAGGUUUCACAUUAUAUAACACUACAUGUUUCGGUACAUUGUUCUAAAAGGUACGCACACAAUGACUAUGUACAUAUCGGUUUUAUCCAAACAUAUAUUUUAUCAGAAUGUUUUUCAAAGUCAAAAUCAAAGUCCACUUUAUUGUCAAAAUUUCCAUAUGUGUUAUACAUACAGAAAAUUGAAAUAACGUUUCUGGCAGUCCCACAGUGCAAAUAUCAACAAGAGCAUAUAACAUAAAAAGAUAAGAGCCUAGAAAAAAAAAGGAGGAGUAAAAAUGGGAUAACAAAAAGAAAACUAAGUAAUAUAUACAUAUAUUAGAUAUAUAUUUGUAUCAAUGGUGGAAGAAGAACUCAGUUAUUAAGUACUCCGUAAUGUAAAAUACCCUAAAAAGUAACUGUAUCAUCACUCAAUGCAAAUAUAAGAAGCCAUAGAAUAGUUUUUAUUGUCUGUCGCGGGGUAUCACCAAAAACUACGGAUGUUACUUAACCAACCUGCACUGAAAUCUUAAGGAUAAUGACUAUGGAGAACAGGAGUAUAAUUAUCUUCAUGUAUAAUGUAUGCAAACAAAAUGGCCCUUGUUACUGACAUAAUAUUGUAUAUGGUACGAGUAUAGGAUUAUACAGUAUAUAGUGACGCCUUUAGUGCAUACAUAGCAUUGUACUGUGAGUGUUGUAGCUGUUGCUGACGCUAAAGAGGAACUUCACCAAUGUUACACACCAAAUCUGAUUUCAGGUCUUGGGGAGUAUUAUUGCAUUAUGGGGAAAAAAGCAGUUAAAAGCCUUUUUUUGUGGCUCCAGCAGGAGCAUCGUGAAGUCUGUGAAGGCCUCAGGGGAUGUCAAUUGAGUCAGCAUUGGCUUAUUCUUUAAGACAAGUGUGAAGAGAAAAAAAACCUAAAAACUGAUGGGUAGAGUUAGAAAGAAGUUAACUCACUCCCAUUGCUCAUCUCUGCUUGUAGCUACAUUAGCUGCCACUAGCAUACAACAUGGUUAAGGGAAUUGUAGUCGGUUGAGUUGCAUUGUGGGUUAUGUCAGAUAGAAGAAAGUAUGAAAUAAAACAUAUAUUUCUCUGGUUACGCGUUAUUGAUAUUUUAUUGUGUUUACUUUUGCUACAGUAAAAGAUCUUUGCACUUUGUCC
Molecule: messenger RNA, 2638 nt
Organism: Eleginops maclovinus (Patagonian blennie)
Lineage: Eukaryota; Metazoa; Chordata; Actinopteri; Perciformes; Eleginopidae
Gene: atp6v1c2
Product: ATPase H+ transporting V1 subunit C2
Exons: 12
Coding region: 1-1134 (377 amino acids)
Biological process (GO): proton transmembrane transport
Cellular component (GO): lysosomal membrane; vacuolar proton-transporting V-type ATPase, V1 domain
Molecular function (GO): proton-transporting ATPase activity, rotational mechanism
Source: RefSeq, a predicted model, not a curated record